Messenger RNA from Cantharellus anzutake, 1311 nucleotides. Its product is annotated as glycosyltransferase family 4 protein. Bases 1 to 1311 code for a protein of 436 amino acids. The transcript is spliced from 9 exons. Lineage: Eukaryota; Fungi; Basidiomycota; Agaricomycetes; Cantharellales; Hydnaceae. Gene Ontology annotation, cellular component: glycosylphosphatidylinositol-N-acetylglucosaminyltransferase (GPI-GnT) complex. Gene Ontology annotation, molecular function: phosphatidylinositol N-acetylglucosaminyltransferase activity. Gene Ontology annotation, biological process: GPI anchor biosynthetic process. The record is from RefSeq and is a predicted model, not a curated record.
AUGAUCUCAGAUUUUUUCCACCCUAAUGUAGGUGGGGUUGAAAACCACAUCUUUAUGCUAGGAGUCAACCUGACUCGACUCGGACACAAGGUGAUCGUAAUCACUCAUUCACACCCCCCAAAUCGUGUUGGAGUGCGAUGGGUCCUUCCUGGCAUUAAAGUCUACUAUAUCCCCUUGAAAGCUAUCGCAUCUUCUGCCACCCUUCCGAAUUUCUUUGCAUCAAUGCCUUACUUCAGACCCAUUUUACUGCGUGAAAGGAUCGACAUUGUGCAUGGCCAUGCCAGUCUAUCAUCAAUGGCUCAUGAGGGAAUGUUCCAUGCUCAUCUGAUGGGUAUGCGGACCGUGUUCACAGAUCACAGCCUUUUCAGGCUCGACGACGCAACCGGCAUCCUGACAAACAAAUUGUUGGAAGCAGCUCUUCUUAAUGUCGACGCUACCAUUUGUGUCUCAAAUACUGGACGCGAAAACACUGUCCUUCGAGCCAGAUUAGAUCCUUCAACGGUAUAUGUAAUUCCCAAUGCCUUGGUUCCUGAGCAGUUCAAACCGUCAACGACGCCCCUACCUUUGAAGCCUUUAAAUAUCAUCGUGGUGUCGAGAUUGGCGUAUCGCAAAGGGGUCGAUUUGUUGAUAGCAGUUGCACCGAAAAUUUGUGAAAAGCACCAGCAUGUGAACUUCAUUAUUGGCGGCGACGGUCCGAAACUUACCGCACUGUUGCAGAUGCGAGAGAAGCACAGAUUACAAGAUAGAAUCGCCAUGCUUGGCUCAGUGCCCCAUCAGCAUGUGCGGAAUAUUUUAAUUCGGGGUUCCAUAUUUCUCAACACUUCUUUGACGGAAUCUUUCGGUGUUGCCAUACUUGAGGCCGCCUGUGCUGGACUCUAUGUCGUUUGCACGAAAGUUGGGGGCGUCCCUGAAGUCCUUCCAGAAGAUAUGAUAACUUUUGCGAAGCCUGAAGAGGACGAUGUUGUCAGAGCACUCUCUGAGGCCAUUGAAUAUGUUGGUCAGGGCAAGCAUGAUCCCCACAUGGCCCACGCACGUAUCAAAGGAAUGUAUGACUGGGGGGACGUGGCAACUCGCACGGAGAUUGUGUAUAGAACCGUCGCGGAAUCUCAAACGUUAAGCCUUUGGGAUCGUAUUGUCAGGACAAUGACCCUCGGUCGUUUUGCGGGACCGAUCUUUACUAUUAUUCUCGUGAUGCAAUGUCUUUUCUUUGCGACUCUCCAGUGGAUAGUACCCCAAAGCGAAAUUGAUAUGGUAGACGAUGAGUGGGACGAAGCCCUCUUCCUGAAGCACUGUGAUCUCAGAAGCAACUAG